AUGGAGGAAACAUCAUUGGAAGCCAAAUCGUUUCCGACAGUGAGGGAGACGAAGUGUCAUGAUGACAUGGAGGAGAUGGCAAGGACAGUCGACAAUGGGGGAAGGCAAAGGGUCACCGAUCGAUGGCCAAAGGAGGUGAGGGUUGGUGUCAUGAGGGUCGGCAUGCAGUUGCGGUCUUGGGCGGGUUUGAUGCUUUCUCCGGCAGUGAUCGGACAAACUGCUUUCGAUAUGCUGGUAACUGAAGAAACCAUACAAGGGAUUGGCACAUUUUCGACAUUUGGCUAUGCCGGCUUUCUCUUCCUGAGUGGAGUUAAAUUAGAUCCGAGCAUGGUGACAAGAGUGAGCAAAAGGGCAUUAUACAUUGGUUUACUCGCCAUUAUACCACCUUUAGUGGUCACUGUAAUGAUACUGCAGAAUUUCAGUAAGAACGAUGAAGAGAAGUCCAUAUCUUUCUUCCUUGCACCCAGUUAUAUUAUGUCUUCAUUUCCAGUCGUAAAUUGUCUGCUUGGUGAAUUGAAGAUCAUAAAUUCAGAACUUGGCAAAAUAGCACAAUCUUCUGCAAUUGUUAGUGACUUUUUGAGUCUGUUUGUCUUCGUGACAGCAAAUUUGAUGAAAAAGGCACCUCGAGAGGCACUUGAUGAUCUUAUCAUUAUUUUUGUUUUCGUCGGUUUUGUUUUCAUGGUGGUCCGACCUGCACUGAAAUCAGUGGUUAAAUCCACCCCAGAAGGCAAGCCUAUAGACUAUCUUUACUUGGCGAUCGUCGUACUGCUAUUUAUGUCCUCUAUAGGCAUGUCUGUCUGGUAUAUGAGGUUCAGGUUCUUGGGGGCUUAUAUUCUUGGUCUAGCAAUUCCACAUGGACCGCCAAUGGGAUCUCUUGUGGUUGAGAAGUUAGAAAGCAUGAUCACCCAUUUAUUUUUACCUUUGUUAUUCACAACAAGUGGCAUGAGGGUCGAAAAAUUGUUCGUGGUACUAAGCAAUCAUACAUUAAUACUUAACGCACACACCACCGCCAUAGCUUUGACGGUGAAGUUCGCAGCUUGCUUGCUGCCACCACUGUAUACCAACAUCCCUUUGAAGGAUGCUUCUUCACUAGCCCUCAUAAUGUGUUCUUUAGGUACUGUUGAGCUCACUGGGUUCGUCUUCUUGAGUGACAUCAAGGUUAUAGAUGCAGACAUGUAUGCGUUGAUGUUUUAUGUAAUCCUUAAUGUAUCAAGCAUUGUGCCUAUGCUUGUGAAAGUUCUCUAUGAUCCUUCAAGAAAAUAUGCUGGCUACCAGAAGAGGAACCUCAUAGAUUUGAAGCCUCAUUCGGAUCUGCCAGUCGUUGCUUGCAUUCAUGUACCGGAUGAUGUGAGCGCGGUGAUCCAUCUGUUGGAUGUUGCGUAUCCUUCACGAGAAAACCACGUGGUUGUUAAUGUCCUUCAUCUCAUUAAGCUCAGAGGACAAUCAACUCCAGUCUUCAUUUCCCACGACAAGGAAAGGACAACAACUUUCGGUGAUCAGUACUCUUGUUCAUUUGAGAAUAUCCUUCUUUCUUUCGGUAGAUUCGAGAGAGUCAACUGGGGAGCUGUAUCCGUCAACACUUUCACUUCAGUUUCCUCACCCGAUUUCAUGCAGGAAGAUAUAUGCAGUCUCGCAUUCGACAAAUCUGCGUCUCUUAUAAUCCUCCCAUUCCAUCGUAGAUGGUACCUUGAUGGAGGCGUCGAACAGGAAAACAAAUUCAUAAGGAGCAUAAAUUCCAGGGUCCUGGAAAAGUCUCCUUGUUCAGUAGGAAUCCUGCUUGACCGUGGCAAUAAGAUGGGUCGAGUCCAUGAUCAAUCAUCAGAGCCACAGUACAACGUUGCUGUGAUAUUCAUCGGAGGUUCCGAUGAUCGCGAGGCCUUAACAUUCGCAAAGCGCAUGGCUCAAAACCCCAAGGUUAACCUGACAGUAGUUCAUUUGCUUCCAAGGGAAAUUGAAGAGAAGGAAGAUUGGGGGACAGUGGUUGAUACAGUGAUAUUGAGGGAUAUGGAGACUGAUGGAUAUAUAAACUACAUUGAGAAGGAGGUAGUGGGUGGAUCUGAAACCGCAACUAUGCUUCAUUCUAUGAUUAAUAAAUUUAACCUCAUAAUUGUUGGGAGGAGAGCGAAUUUGAAGUCACCACAGACAUCAGGACUCAAUGAAUGGAGUGAAUUCCCAGAACUUGGAGCCCUUGGAGACCUGCUUGCAUCAAAAGAUUACAGCGCCAGAUGCUCAGUUUUGAUUGUGCAACAACAACAUACAACCCAGUCAUCAACCCAAUAA
Molecule: messenger RNA, 2280 nt
Organism: Pistacia vera
Lineage: Eukaryota; Viridiplantae; Streptophyta; Magnoliopsida; Sapindales; Anacardiaceae
Product: cation/H(+) antiporter 3-like
Exons: 2
Coding region: 1-2280 (759 amino acids)
Biological process (GO): regulation of pH; proton transmembrane transport
Cellular component (GO): membrane; endomembrane system
Molecular function (GO): antiporter activity
Source: RefSeq, a predicted model, not a curated record